This is a messenger RNA of Ipomoea nil (Japanese morning glory), 1443 nucleotides long. RefSeq names its product actin-like. Gene Ontology annotation, cellular component: cytoplasm. The record is from RefSeq and is a predicted model, not a curated record. The coding region runs from base 112 to 1245 and encodes 377 amino acids. NCBI's taxonomy places the organism in Eukaryota, Viridiplantae, Streptophyta, Magnoliopsida, Solanales, Convolvulaceae. The transcript is spliced from 5 exons.
UCUAACUCUCUCAGAGAAGUGCAGAGUUUGGAGCUCCGAUUCCCUUGCAGCGUUGUCUAUCUCUCGUCAUUCUCUCUCAGGUUUCCACUUUCACAAAGGACGUAGCAUAAGAUGGCAGAGGGAGAGGAUAUUCAGCCACUCGUCUGUGACAAUGGUACAGGAAUGGUCAAGGCUGGGUUUGCUGGAGAUGAUGCUCCACGAGCUGUGUUCCCUAGCAUUGUUGGCCGCCCCCGUCACACAGGUGUUAUGGUGGGUAUGGGUCAAAAAGAUGCAUAUGUAGGAGAUGAAGCCCAGUCAAAGCGAGGAAUUUUAACUUUGAAAUAUCCCAUUGAACAUGGUAUUGUUAACAACUGGGAUGAUAUGGAGAAAAUAUGGCAUCACACAUUUUAUAAUGAACUUCGUGUUGCCCCUGAGGAGCAUCCAAUACUCUUGACUGAAGCACCUUUAAACCCUAAGGCUAAUCGCGAAAAGAUGACCCAAAUUAUGUUUGAGACAUUCAACGCCCCAGCAAUGUAUGUUGCCAUUCAGGCUGUUCUUUCGCUAUAUGCUAGUGGGCGUACAACUGGUAUUGUUUUGGAUUCUGGUGAUGGUGUCAGUCACACUGUCCCUAUUUAUGAGGGUUAUGCUCUUCCACAUGCCAUCCUUCGUCUUGAUUUGGCUGGCCGUGACUUGACAGAUCAUUUGAUGAAAAUUCUCACAGAGCGUGGGUACUCAUUUACCACUUCAGCUGAGCGGGAAAUUGUGAGAGACAUGAAAGAAAAGCUUUCUUACAUAGCACUUGACUAUGAGCAAGAGCUCGAGACCUCAAAGACUAGCUCUUCUGUAGAAAAGAGCUAUGAGCUCCCUGAUGGACAAGUUAUCACCAUAGGAGCAGAACGUUUCCGAUGCCCUGAGGUCCUUUUCCAGCCAUCGAUUAUUGGGAUGGAAGCAGCAGGAAUCCAUGAGACCACAUACAAUUCUAUAAUGAAAUGUGAUGUCGACAUAAGAAAGGACCUUUAUGGAAACAUAGUACUCAGUGGUGGUACUACCAUGUUCACUGGUAUAGCUGAUAGAAUGAGCAAGGAAAUUACUGCAUUGGCCCCUAGCAGCAUGAAGAUCAAGGUGGUGGCACCACCUGAGAGGAAAUACAGUGUCUGGAUUGGAGGCUCCAUCUUAGCCUCCCUCAGCACAUUCCAACAGAUGUGGAUUGCCAAGGCGGAGUAUGAUGAGUCUGGUCCAUCAAUUGUGCACAGAAAGUGCUUCUAAUUUUUAAAGAACAAUGAUUUUGAUGAAGAUGUGUUUUAUCCUAUCAAGUCACGAAUGCAGAAUGCAGAAUGCAGAAUAGGAGGUGUUUGGUUCAAGUUAUUAAGAUAACUAAGGUUAUAUUUGUUUGGAAAUAUAAAAUUUUCAAUGUUUGGUUCUUAUUAUUAAUUAUUAAUUUUGAGCUUUUGGUAUUUUAAUCAA